Messenger RNA from Hymenoscyphus albidus, 700 nucleotides. The record is from the annotation of a GenBank genome assembly. Lineage: Eukaryota; Fungi; Ascomycota; Leotiomycetes; Helotiales; Helotiaceae.
AUGUCACCUCUCCCGCCAAUUGCCAGUGCCAGUGCCAUUAUUGCCAGCACCCAGAGCGACAGCCCUGUCCGUGUCGAGGGUCCCGUACGGUGAGGUGUGUGUGCCCAGGAUUAAUGCUUGCACCUGGUCGUAUCAAAAUGUAGAUGCCAAACCACACCAGAGCAACAAACUUCCUCACCCAACACGCCCUGCACCGGGGAGACGAUGCUCAGCUCGAUACAGUACACCCAGGCACUCGAGAAUGGGCGUCUUCGAAAAAGAAGGAAGAAGCAAAGAAAUACGUCCUGGUGCACUUGCACUUCCCCUUUCAGACGAAGUCUCGGAAUCGCCUCCGGUGUGACCUGCCUGUGGUUCGAUCCGUAUGUAGGGACCAGACCAGUCAACCUCCGUACUCCACCACAGUCCCCUGACAUAUUUCAACGACCAUUCUCUUCCUCUCUCACUCAAACCGAACAACAAUAUCUCAACCAUUAAAUCUUCUUCUUCCUUUUUUCAUGCCUCUGCCUCAAUCCGGGAAAACAGGUAAAUGAUUCUCUAGCCCUUCCACUUGUCCUACCUUCUCGCUGCCCUCACCGGGGAGGGGGAAAAACAGAUGCGGUGGUUCCAAUCAGCUGCGCCAGCCAUCAUGGCAAUGGAAGGGAAGUGGCGGCGUGCAUUGCGUUGCGUGCAUGGCGUCCAUCAAUAUCCCGGCAUGGCUUAA